This is a messenger RNA of Coffea arabica (coffee), 6675 nucleotides long. Lineage: Eukaryota; Viridiplantae; Streptophyta; Magnoliopsida; Gentianales; Rubiaceae. The record is from RefSeq and is a predicted model, not a curated record.
AUGGCGCAUGAGGUGAACCGAUUGUUCCGAUACAUAGGGCAUCUACCAAGUCUUUUGAACAUAGCCCCAAACAUAGCAAUCAUUGAAGCACUGCUUGAGUAUUGGGAUCCUAAAGGCUCCGUCUUUCGAUUUGGGGAAUGCGAGUUAACACUCACUCUGGAAGAGAUAGAAGGCUUGUUGCAAAUGCCUGGGAAAGGAAGCCCUAUGGUGUACCCAACUAGUGGCACUAGAGAGCAGUUUUGCAAGUUUCUAGGAUUGGGACGAGCUAGCAUGAACCAGCACCCGGACGCAAAAUCAUGUCCACUGGAGUUCUUGUACGAACGAUUUGGGAGAAGGGACUCUUAUGAUCAACACCAUGACGACUUCUUCAUUAGCAAAGAGGAGUGGGAAGGAAAGCGAGUCCAAGUCUUUGGACUAGCCUUGACUAGUCUACUUUUAUUCCCGCAAAAGCAUGGGAAGGUUACCUUUUCAACAAUCAACAUGAUGCAAAGCGUGUUUCUAGGAAUUAAGGAGAAGACCCCUACUUUGGUGCCUAUCAUCAUUGCUGAUAUCUUCACUGCCGUUACUGAAUGCCAAAAGAAGAGGGGGUUUUUCUAUGCAUCCAACCUGGUGCUCCAAAUGUGGGCCAUGGAACAUCUGUCAAAAAGAGCGCUAAAUCCAUUGGGGUCCUGUCUUCCAACAGCAAACUGGGUCGAGUCGCACCGAGAGAGGGUUAGCAGAUACUAUCGAAUAGCGUCUCCAAGCUUGUUUAUUCAGGAAUUCAAUGCUCUGACUUCGGAUAAGAUACAGUGGGUUCUCGAUUGGACGAAAGUAAGGGAUCCAGCUUUCAAGACUACACAAUUUGACUUCAUUCCAUUAGCAAGUACCAGUGGGUUGAUUGUGUACAUUCCACAACGAGUUAUGAGACAGUUCGGGUACCCGCAGAGAGUGCCGACCAUACAAGAAAUGGGAAGUAUCGAGCUUAAUACAGUCACUGAGUGCCGGACUAUGGUGUUAGAAGGCUGGGGGAAUCUGUGUAGUUUGGACAACCUGCAUUUGGACCAAGUGAACAAAGUAGAGCCUAGGGUCAUCUUGGAGUACAACGAAUGGAUCAAAUCAAUGAUAGAACAAGGGAGAGAAAGGACACCGUUGAUUGCCGUUAGUCUCGAGGAACAGAAUGGGAAGCUAAGGAAAGAGCUGGAGGAUCAUCAGUUGCAGAUCAUGGUGGCCGAUCAAGCAUUGGAGGAUGCCCGCUCACAAUUGAGGAAAGAGGCAAAGAAGACAGAGAAAUUGGAAAAGACUACCGCAGAGCCCGUUGUGCCGGAGCACGUUUUUCAAAAUAAGCCAGAAAUGGGAGAUUCGUCUGCCCGGAUUGAUAUGAAGUUACUUAAACGCUUGGAUCGUUUUGAUGAAUUUAUCCGGAAAAGCCAAGGUUUAAGCAAGCAAGGGGUGCUGGACUACGAUGAUUUGUGCCUAUUUCCAAACGUACAACUGCCGGAGGGGUUCAAGACUCCGAAGUUCAACAAAUAUGAUGGCACGGGCAACCCAAAGACGCACUUGCGCUUGUUUGCUAACAAGUUGGGCAAGCCAGUGGAUGACGAGAAUUUGCCGUUGCGACUAUUUCCAGAAAGCUUAGAAGGGGAUGCUCUCGAUUGGUACUCCAACCUGAAGCCAGAGGAAGUGAAGACCUGGCUCGAUCUGUCCAAUGCCUUCAUUCGACAAUAUGAGUACAACUGCGAGCUAGCGCCGACCCGGACUACUCUGGAAGGAACGAAAAGGAAGCCUUCUGAGGACCACAAGACCUAUGCCAAGAGGUGGAGAAAAGUAGCUGCGAAGGUGGAACCACCGAUGACUGAGGAUGAAAUUAUUCGCACAUUCAUUAAAGCCCACGAUCCGCCGUACUUCGAAGAGAUUUUCCGUAUGACCGGAUGUUCGUUUGCUGCAAUUGUAAAUAAACUUGAGGAGUUCGAUGACUUUGUGAGGGCUGGGAAGAUUGUCAAUGUUUCCGCCCUUAAAUCUCAGUUGGAUGCUUUACAAGGUCAAGGAAGCAAUGUGAAAAAGCCACCGUUCAAAAAGAAGGAGGGGGAUACAACAUUUGAUAUGGUUGAGUCUGGAGAAAUCGUGAUCAGAAAAAGGGAGCCACAAGGGCCAAACGUAAAUCAAAACCCCUUACCAGAGCAUGUUGGGGUUAUUAUGAAUGAUGCGGAGUACGAGGAACAAAUCAAGAAAUUGGCAAUAGAAGCUGAAGUGUUUGGUAUCACGGACCAACCGUUUGUCAUAGAGUUGCCAUUCGAAGAAGAUAACAAGCCUUUUGUCUUAGAUCUCACGCCAGCGGAGAAUGAAGCUUUGAAACCAGUAGUCAUCGAAUUCCCGAAGCAGGAGCCCGUAUUAAGUCUGCAACAAGUGCCGUGGAAUUACGAUGAGCCUAGCAUACAGAUCGGGGAGAAUUCAACCGCAAAGAAGGAAGUGUCAGUAGUUACCAGAUCGGGGAAGACUGUAAAUCCAUUUGAGACUACUACUCCAAUUCAAGCCAAUAGUUCUGAGCUACCCAUCAAUCCAACAAUCACCGAGAAAGAAGCCGUGGAUUUCCUUAAACGACUCCAGAGGAGUGAAUACAACAUAGUGGAAAAGCUAAGCAAAUCACCUGCCCAGAUAACCAUGUUGGACCUACUUUUCUCUUCGGACGUGCAUAGGGAUGCAUUGAUCGACGUAUUAACAAGAGCUCAAAUUCCGAAGGACAUUUCUGUUGAUAAUUUUUCAAACGUGGUUGGGAGCGUAUUAUUCAACAAACAAAUUGCUUUUUCUGACGAUGAAUUGCCGACAGAGGGCAUUGGACAUAAUAGGGCGUUGUACAUAACAGUGAGGUGCAACGGGAAAAUGCUGCCGAAGGUGCUAAUUGACAACGGGUCCGCGCUUAAUAUCUGUCCUUGGAGUACCUUAGAGAAACUAGGAUUGCAAGACAUUAAGCUGAGGCCUUCGGGGACUAUCGUUCGAGGGUUUGAUGGAGCUCAAAGGGAGCCGAUAGGAGAGGCAGAUUUAGUAAUCGAGAUGGGGCCCGCCCAAUUUCAAAUAACUUGCCAAGUAAUGCAUUUCCCGAGCAUUUACAAUAUUUUACUUGGAAGGCCAUGGAUUCAUAAGUCUGGGGCUGUGCCAUCUUCGUUGCAUCAAUUGCUGAAAUUCGUAGUAAAUGACAAGCUAAUCACUAUCUUUGCCGAAGAGGACUGCCUGGUAAUCACCGAUUCUGGAUCUAAAGAGGAGGGAAGUCGAAGUGCCACUAUGUCCCCUCAUAGCACAUCCGAUAUAGUCUCCGUAAGUUGGAUCACAACGGAGGAACAAGCUCUCUCAAAAGCAAGUGUAAUGAUGGCUAAGGAAAUGAUUCGUGGAGGAUACAAAUUAGACAGAGGAUUGGGGCGUGAACUGCAAGGGAUCCUGAAGCCAGUGGUGAUUAUGGAAAAAAGGGAUACAUUCGGUUUGGGUUUCCAACCAACCGCCAAGGACAUCAAAGAGAUGAAAGAGCGCAAAAGAGCAGAGAAGGAGGGCAGGCAAAGGGUUUUUGACAUUCCACCACUGCGGUAUACUUUUCCACGACCAACAGAGGUUAUCACAUCAAAGGUUAAUCCAGUUGAAGAAAUGGAAGCUAGUUUGGACCAAUUGUUCGUAGGGGCAACAUUUGAAGAUGAAACAGAAAAGAUUAACAUUGGAAAAGAGGAUGAAGUUAAGGAGGUGCAGAUUAGUAUUCAUCUGAAUAAGAGCCAGAAAAAGGAGAUGCUCGAGUUCUUGACUAUGUUCCAGGAUGUAUUUGCGUGGUCCUAUGAUGAUAUGACUGGUAUUUCGACUGACGUGGUAGUGCACAGGUUACCCACAGACCCUUCUUUUCCACCCGUAAAGCAAAAACCCCGAAAAUUCAAACCAGAUAUGAGCCUCAAAAUAAAAGAGCAAAUUGAAAAACAACUCAAAACCAACAUUAUCAUUGUUUCCCAUUACCCAAUUUGGCUUUCAAACCCAGUCCCUGUUCCAAAAAAGAGUGGAGAGGUGAGAGUUUGUGUUGACUAUAGGGACCUUAAUAAAGCCAGUCCUAAAGAUGAUUUUCCUCUACCAAAUAUUCACAUUCUCUUAGACAAUAUUGCCGGACAUGAGAUUGAAUCCUUUUGCGAUUGUUUUGCUGGCUACCACCAAAUUUUGAUGGCAGAAGAAGAUAGGGAGAAAACUGCUUUCAUUACCCCUUGGGGUACCUUUUGCUACCGAGUCAUGCCUUUUGGUUUAAAGAAUGCUGGAGCAACGUAUCAGAGGACCAUGACAACCCUAUUUCAUGAUAUGAUCCACCGGGAGAUGGAGGUCUACGUGGAUGACAUCAUAAUCAAGUCUAAAAGGACGGAGGAUCACUUGGAUGAUUUGAGGAAGCUAUUUGAAAGGCUGCGAAAAUACAAUUUGAAGUUAAAUCCUGCGAAAUGCGCCUUUGGGGCACCAGCUGGUAAAUUGUUGGGUUUCAUCGUGAGCAAGAGAGGCAUAGAGAUAGAUCCAGCAAAAAUCAAAGCCAUUCGAGAGAUGCCAGUGCCGAAAACUCAGAAGGACGUGAAAAGCUUUUUAGGGAAGAUCAAUUUUAUUGGGAGAUUCAUUGCCCAGUUAACGGCCACAUGUGAGCCGUUGUUCAAAUUAUUAAGAAAGAAUGUGCCGUUGUACUGGAAUGAGGAGUGCCAACAAGCUUUCGACAAGAUUAAAGAUUAUUUGCUGCAGCCUCCGGUCCUAGUGCCACCCAAACCGGGCCGACCGCUGAUCAUGUACCUAUCUGUGCUCGACGGAGCAGUUGGUUGCGUUCUCGGGCAACACGAUGACUCGGGAAGGAAAGAACAAGCCAUUUAUUAUCUAAGCAAGAAGUUCACGCAGUACGAGGCUAAUUAUUCGUUCAUUGAGAAGAGCUGCUGUGCGUUGGCCUGGGCGGCUCAAAAGCUGAGACAUUACCUGUUGAGCCAUACCACUUAUCUUAUUUCCAGAUCUGAUCCUUUGAAGUAUCUCUUGGAAAAGCCAAUGCUAACUGGACGUCUAGCUAAGUGGCAGAUAAUCCUCUCAGAGUUCGACAUUAUUUUCACUUCACAGAAGGCCGUCAAGGGGCAAGCUAUAGCUGAUCAUCUGGCGGAAAACCCAAGGGACGAUGAUUAUCAGCCACUUCACACCUAUUUCCCUGAUGAAAAGAUCUUAUUUGUAGGCGCCACGGACGAUAUAAGUGAGCAGUGCCCUGAAUGGAGGCUUUUCUUCGAUGCCAAGUUGCAAUUUGCUUGUACCAACAACAUGGCUGAAUAUGAAGCUUGCAUUUUUGGUCUCAAAGUGGCUUUGGAAAUGGAGAUCAAGGAGUUGGUAGCUUUCAGUGACUCAGAUUUACUCGUGCACCAAACCUUGAAGCAGUGGAUAACCAAAGAUUCAAAAAUUCUGCCCUACCAUUGUAGUUUGCUCACUCUGGCCAAACAAUUUCAAAAAUUGGAGUUCAGACACCUCCCACGAGCCCGAAAUGCAUUUGCCGAUGCUUUGGCCACCUUAGCUUCUAUGAUUCAGUAUCCAGAUGAAUUGAAAAUUGAACCGAUCCAGAUUCAACUUCAAGAUAAACCUGCUCACUGUUGGGUUGUAGACAAGUCCUCCGACAAAGUUCCUUGGUAUAAUGAUCUUAAGGAAUUUCUCAAAACUGGAUCUUACCCCCAGCAUGCUAGUACCAAGGACAAAAGUUUUCUGCGUAGAAUGGCUUCCAAAUUUUUCUUAAAUGGUGAAGUGUUGUACAAAAGAACCCCGGAUUUGAACCUUUUAAGGUGCGUUGAUGAAGAUGAAGCUCAAUAUAUGAUGAAAGAAGUGCAUAGUGGCGUUUGUGGACCUCACAUGAAUGGCCAUCUGCUAGCGAAGAAAAUCAUGAGAACCGGAUACUUCUGGCUUACUAUGGACAUGACCGCCCCGUGGCCCUGUUCAAUGUGGGGUAUGGACGUGAUUGGGACAAUCGAUCCUCCCGCUUCAAAUGGGCAUCGAUUUAUAUUGGUGGCGAUUGAGUACUUUACCAAAUGGGUUGAGGCGGAAUCAUUUAAACAUGUGACGAAGAAAGUAGUUGCCAAUUUCUUGAGAGAUCACAUCAUCUGUCGAUUUGGGGUGCCUGAAACGCUUAUCACUGACAAUGCCAAGAAUCUGAACAAUGACAUGGUGGAUGGACUAUGCGAGCAGUUCAAGAUCAGACACCGCAACUCCGCCAUUUAUAGGCCUCAGAUGAACGGAGCUGUAGAAGCCGCGAAUAAGAAUUUGAAGAAGUUACUGAUGUAUGGAAUGGAAGCUGUAUUACCAGCCGAAGUUGAAAUUCCUUCGUUGCGAAUCCUUAUGGAGGCUAAAUUGGAGGAGGCUGACUGGAUAAAGCAGCGCCAUGAGCAAUUGACGUUGAUCGAUGAAAGGCGAUUCAACGCUAUCUGUCAUGGUCAGUGCUAUCAGAAACGGGUGGCCCGAGCUUACAACAAAAAGGUCCAUCGGCGUGCAUUUGAAGAAGGUGACAAAGUGCUAAAGCGAAUUUUGUCGAUGCAAGAUGAAGCUAAAGGCAAAUUUGCUCCGAAUUGGCAAGGGCCGUUCAUUGUCCAAAAGGUAUUACCUGGCGGAGCCCUUAUUUUAGCAGAAAUGGAUGGACGAGCAUUCCCUCAACCCAUCAACUCAGAUAUGUGCAAAAAGUUUUUCAUUUGA